Molecule: messenger RNA, 1680 nt
Organism: Ilex paraguariensis (yerba mate)
Lineage: Eukaryota; Viridiplantae; Streptophyta; Magnoliopsida; Aquifoliales; Aquifoliaceae
Source: the annotation of a GenBank genome assembly
AUGUCGAUCCUUUGUGGCCUCCCUCUCCUCGAGUGUGUUUACUGUCUAGCCUGUGCUCGCUGGGCGUGGAAACGAUGUCUCCACACUGCAGGCCAUGACAGUGAGACUUGGGGCCUUGCCAGUGCUGAAGAAAUCGAACCUAUCCCUAGGCUCUGCCGGUACAUACUGGCUGUGUACGAAGAUGAUCUUAGGCAUCCCCUUUGGGAACCUCCUGCUGGGUAUGGAAUCGAUCCAGAUUGGUUAAUUUUGAAAAGAACUUAUAAAGAUACUCAUGGACAGCAUGCUGAUAUAGUUCUUGCUAUUAGAGGCCUUAAUAUGGCAAAGGAGAGUGAUUAUGCAGUUUUACUUGACAAUAAGCUGGGGCAAAGGAAAUUUGAUGGUGGAUAUGUUCACAAUGGGCUGUUAAAAGCAGCUGGGUGGGUGUUGGAUGCAGAGUGUGAGACUUUGAAGGAAUUGGUGGAGAAAUACCCAAAUUACACUUUGACAUUUGCGGGACAUUCCCUUGGGUCAGGUGUGGCAGCAUCAUUGACAAUGGUGGUGGUGCAGAAUCGCGAUAAGCUAGGGAAUAUUGACAGGAAGAAGAUCAGAUGUUAUGCUAUUGCACCAGCCAGAUGUAUGUCACUGAAUUUGGCAGUGAGAUAUGCAGAUGUCAUCAAUUCUGUUGUGCUUCAGGAACGUAUGCACAGAAUCUCUAUUUGUAGAUCCCCCUAUACUGGAAGUUGGUGGGAUUUCCUCAUUAACAAUGUAAUGUUAGCUGACAUAGCAAGGAUUGGACGUGUUUUAUGCACGGGUUGCUAUCAGAAUAGUACUCAAAAUCAGCACAUUGUGAGGAAUUUGAAUUUGCCAGAUUGUGUUGUCUUUGCUGAUGAGAUGCUGAGAAAUGCUAUGGCAGAUUAUUCUGAUGACUUCUUGCCUCGGACGGCCACCCCUUUGGAAGACAUUUUCAAGUCACUUUUCUGUAACAGCCCUAGGCCCGGCAUCAAGCAAAAUCCUAUGGCCUCAGGGGUGGGCAUGGGUCGGGAGGCCAACCCUGCCCAGGAUAUAGAUCAGGGCUUGGGCAAAAAAUUGCUCCAUCACCAUUUUGAUUUGCCGUGCUUAUUAUGCCUAAGAUGCAUGAGAGAUACAUGCAUACCUGAGCAGAAGAUGCUAAAAGAUCCAAGGAGGCUUUAUGCUCCUGGCCGCCUCUAUCACAUUGUUGAGAGAAAGCCUUUCAGGUGUGGAAGAUUUCCCCCUGUGGUGAGGACAGCAGUUCCCGUUGACGGGAGAUUCGAGCACAUAGUUCUCUCAUGUAAUGCCACUUCUGACCAUGGCAUCAUUUGGAUAGAGAGGGAAGCCCAAAGAGCUCUGAAUCUACUUCACGAGAAAAAUAAUAUUAUGGAGAUACCUGCAAAACAGAAGAUGGAGCGGCAGGAGACUUUAGCCAGGGAGCACAGUGAAGAAUACAAGGCUGCGCUGCAGAGGGCAGUGACAUUGAAUGUACCCCAUGCCUAUUCACCUUCUCCAUAUGGAACUUUUAAUGACCAAGAGGAAGGGGAGGAUUCCCAUAAAUCAAGUUCAGAUACUUCCACGGGGUCGUCCAAGAGAAGUAAGAAGAGGGAAAGCUGGAAUGAACUGAUUGAGCAUCUUUUUGAUAAGGAUGAGUCUGGUCAUAUAGUGCUGGAGAAGUCACAUAAGGGCUAA